Molecule: messenger RNA, 3840 nt
Organism: Ruditapes philippinarum (Manila clam)
Lineage: Eukaryota; Metazoa; Mollusca; Bivalvia; Venerida; Veneridae
Product: kinesin-like protein KIF3B
Biological process (GO): microtubule-based movement
Molecular function (GO): ATP binding; microtubule motor activity; microtubule binding
Source: RefSeq, a predicted model, not a curated record
GCACAGUUCUAGAAGUCAUGCCAUCUUUAUCAUUACAAUAGAAUGUAGUGAGAUGGGUGCAGAUGAAGAAAACCAUAUCAGAGUUGGUCGUCUUAAUUUAGUAGAUUUAGCGGGAAGUGAAAGACAGGAAAAAACAAAAUCUGAAGGUCAGAGGUUAAAAGAAGCUACAAAAAUCAACUUGUCAUUGUCAGCCUUGGGUAACGUGAUCUCAGCACUUGUUGAUGGCAAGAGUACACAUAUAUCUUACAGAGAUUCUAAACUCACGAGGUUAUUACAAGAUUCUCUGGGUGGAAAUGCCAAGACUGUGAUGGUUGCCAAUAUUGGACCUGCAGAUUAUAACUUUGAUGAAACCAUGAGUACCCUCAGAUAUGCAAAUAGAGCCAAGAAUAUCAAGAAUAAACCUAAGAUUAAUGAAGAUCCUAAAGAUGCAUUAUUGAGAGAAUUCCAAGAAGAAAUAGCCAGACUGAAAGCAAACCUAGCCGGGAAGGGAGGUCCAAAGAAAAAGAAGAGACGGAAGCAUGCUAGAAGGAACGAGAAUGGGGAGAUAAUCAGUGAUUCUGAAGGUGAUGAUGAUGAAGAUGAAGAAGAGGAAAGUAAUGAAGCAGACGCUGAGGCAUACAUGCAGGAACAACAAGCCAAACUAGAACAAGAGAAAGAGGCUAUCUUAAAUAACAAAAGCAUGAUUCAAACAGAAAAAGACAGAAUCUUGAAUGAGAUACAAGAGAAAGAGGGAAGGAUGAAGAAAGAGAAAGAGAAUAGGGACCAGUUAGAGUCUUAGAUUAAGGCUAUGGAGAGUAAGUUAUUGAUGGGUAACAUAGUGGAUCAUACAAACAAACAACAGAAGGCAUUAGAACAGAAAAGAAAGGAGAUUGCCCAACAAAUGCAAGUAGAGAGGGAAAUACAGAGAAAGUUAGAGGGGAAAGAGGAAUCUGCUGUAGAAUUAGAGGAAACAUACGUGUCUCUACAACAAGAAGUGGAGGUGAAAACAAAAAAACUGAAGAAGUUGUUCCCAAAGUUACAAGCUACGAAGCAAGAAAUCCAGGAUCUUCAGGAAGAACAUGUUAAAGAACGCCAGGAGCUAGAACAGGCCCAGAAUGAACUUACACGAGAGUUAAAGCUCAAAGUCCCCGGACUUAAACCCUAUUGAGAUGGUUUGGGCCAAAAUGAAACAAUAUGUCUAUAAACAGAACUGUACAACAUUGAACCAACUUCAAGAGGUUUUAUUGCAGUAUUGGGGAACUCAUCUUACAGUUGAACUUUGCAAUAGAUACAUAGAUCAUGUAUUCAAGGUAGCUCCCGUUUGUGUGUUAAUGAAAGGUGCGGCAACUGAGGAUGUGCCAAAGAAGAUUUUUCCUGAACCUUCCACGAACAAGUCGUUAGCCUAUUUCAAUGACAAGCUUAAAUUGCCGGAAAUGCAGGAAAAGUGCAAAAGACAUGGGUUUUGAAACCAAAUUACCUUAUUCUGAUUUGAAAUUGGCAUGAUUUGCUUCUGUCUAUGAGAGACUUUCAUGUCUUUCUCGGAACCACUCUCAGUUACAACCGCCUCGUCCACCGGACGCUGACUCCCCCACUGCACAUUGUAUGUGGCACCAACAGUUAUCUAGAACAUGUAAAAAGAUUUGUUUAAUGUUAUAUCUUAGUUAUAAAGACAUUGUAGUUUCAUAUAUAUAUAUUUAUAGAUAUACAUAUUGUCAAUCUUAGAAUCACCUGUUUAAUGUUAGACAAUAACUGGUAGAUUUUUGGUUGCGUAAACAUGCAGUCUCAGUCAAGUACUUCACUUAAUAAACAUUUUAGGUAUGCAUGUAUAAUUGGCCUUAUAUACAGUCAAUUUUGGUACGAUCAUUGUAAAAUUUCAUGCACAGAUGAAAUGAUCUUGCGACAUUAACGCACUUUCACAUUUAUUGUACAUUAUUACAUUUAUUAACACGACCCGCAAUUUUCCCUGUUGGGAUUCUAUAUAUUUACCGGACAAUCAGUUUAUCGAACAGAAGCUAUUCCUGUCAAAAGUUGUAGUUUCCUUGCUGAUUAUUUAAAGAUAAAUUUCAAUUCACGACUUAAAAAAUUUUGGAACACAAUGUCUGGUAAAUUAAGUUGUCUACAUGUUUUUUUUCUCUUCUAAUUCCCUACUUUAAAGACACAUUUCUACGGUCAAAGGUUUGAUAAAGUAAUGGUUACGUGUAUUAAGAACCCAAAAAUUAUUUUAAAUAAAAGUUACAGAUAAAAACAUCGUAUUUUGUCCGGUUAUAUGUAGGACCCCACAGUAUUGAACACAGAAGAACUGAAAGAGCGUAUUAUUAUGCAUUGAAACUAAGUACGGAAACAUUUAGCUUAAUUGUCAGAAACAGCAGCAUUUAUGUGUUGAUGUUGUGUUAAAAUCCAAAUCUGUUUGUCAUUCGGAUGCGCAAUAUUAUAUCACUCGGGGGCUACGCCCUCGUGAUAUAAUUCCUCGCAUCCGAACUCCAAACAGUGAUUUUGUUGAGCAAUAAAAUCAGUUGGGGAUGUAGUAAAUGAGGCAAUAUUUUUUUUAGAAACGGAACUUGUCCUGUCCCUAUUUUUUAAAUUCUAAAAGGGGUUUCACGAACCCAAAUGCCGUGAGUCAUUUAUCACAUCUAAUAGAAAAAAACAAACAAUUUUUGAUUUCACGACUUUGCUGAAAUAUUAAGUUAGAAGCAAAGAUAUCACUUGCAUUGACAAAUAGUUCACGUAAUUCAAGAAAAGUUUUUCUUUAGAAAAAAAAAAGAUUAAAAACUUUUUCUAUUAAUCAUUACGUCUUCAUGGUCAAGAUGAGAACAGGUUGACAUAAAGUUAAACUUUCAGAUAAGUGGAGGCUCUGAUAAGCUUCGUAUUUAUAGGAUAAAAUAAAUAAAAGAAUCUAAAACAAAAUCAUCGAAUAUAUAAGAAUCUAAAACAAAAUCAUCGAAUAUAUAAGAAUCUAAAACAAAAACAUCGAAUAAACAAUUCCGAGCAAAGAUAUAUAUGUUAAAACAGAAGUCACCUGUACACUGAAUAAGGUGCUAUUUCGGGAGUACCGGAGAACAGGUUUAAUUUCAUCUAAUGAUUUUGAAAAAAGUUGUUCUAAAGUUUUAUAUUUGUAUCAUUUUGGACAAUUACUUUAUAAAGCUUAUAAUGAGUAUGUGUAACAACAACAACAACAACAACACAUACUUUAAUUUUUGAAUCAUGUUACAUAAUGUAGAACAGUAUGACUAAAUACAAUAGUAUACAAAUGUGGGUUCUUAUUUUUUUUGGUUAAAUUGUUUAACAACAUGGGGACAGCUAUUCUCUCACCACUAGAAUACAUAACUUAUUGUUGCAUAUAUCAACACUUACACUUCCUAUCUUCAUAAGGGAGAAAUGAAUUACGCCACCUUCCCGUUUCAACGGGAAGCCCAGAAUUAAAUAUUUUAUUAAAAUAAUCGCAAUAUAUAGGAAUCAUAAGGUCUGUUGUACUUUUAAUAUAUUCAUUAUAUAUAUAAUCUUGCGGCGAGACAGCUUUAGAAGUGUUACUUUUAUCAAUCAUUUUCUUAAUUUCAAAUGAAGAAAUUCUGCGAUUUAAUAUCUCAUUAUUUUGCAAAUUAAUAUUUGACAUGUCAAAAAAGUCCUGUUCAAAAUUACUCUCUGAAUUUACCGUUUUAAAAUGAUCAUCGUAACACUUCUAUCGUAUAAUACCAUUCACAUUUUGUACCAUUAUAUUCAUAUUGUAUCGUAUAAUACCAUACACAUUUUGUACCAUUAUAUUCAUAUUGUAUCGUAUAAUCACAUACACAUUUUGUACCAUUAUAUUCAUAUUGUAUCGCAUAAUACCAUACACAUUUUGUACCAUUAUAUUCAUAUUGUAUC